UUUACCCUUUUUACUUUAUUUUUCUAUUGACUGUAGUAUCCAAACCUUCGUUAAGGCUUCAGGUAACCCAUCUCCAGAGGCAUCCUGGGAGCUUCCUCUAAGGGAAAAGCAAGCCCAGGAUGACACUCAAGAUGGAUUCCAGGAAGCUCUAACUUCGAGAAAAAAAGACUCAAGCCAUCUGGCGCUAAUCUCCUCUCAAAAAAGUGGAUUACUACGUACUACUAGAAACCAAUAAUUAUUGCUAUAUGUUGGUACUUUGUUGAGAACAAGAUUGGUGCAUAGCUAUAGUUCCAUUUUGAAGGCAGCGCCUUUAAGACCACAAGAACUUGAUUACCUCGCCCGUACAGUCACAUAUAGGGCAGCUGCUUUUCUGAUUCUUGUCUUGUCGAUAUCAAGAAAGAUCAUGGUGCUCCUGAGCGCUACCUCUAAGGGACGACGAGGAUACACGCUGCAGUCACAACCUCAACCUCGCGAGCAGCAUAUUAAUCCUUCAUAUCUGGAGAGCCCAUCUGAAUCUGAAUCUGAUCUCGAUCUACUGUGUCAGGAACGUCUUCUAGCGGAAACAAAGAAUGGGUGGAGUGGUCUCUAUAGAAGAGGUGAUCACGUUGCCUGGCCUCCUGUACGCGACGUUCGGGUGUCUCCCAUGCGUUAUUCUCUUCGUCGCGAAAGACGAGCUCUGUUCUGCAGUCACAACCGAGACGACUUCUACGACAAGCUACUAUGGACAAGUUGUUCAGGUGACGCAAACUCCGAGAAGUAAGAAUGCAGUUGUAGAUGGAAACGUCAAUGAAGAUUGUCCUCAUCCGUCUGUGUCCGAUGUCGAGCAUCAGUCCGACAUGCGUGGCGCCAUCGUUGCUGUCUUCAUCUUACGAGUUUUAGCUUGUACCGCUUUGCUCUUGCUUCAACGAGCGGUGGCUAUAAAACGAACAGAUGGAUUGAGAAGAGAACAAUACGAACGAGACAAACAUCGAAGUGAGCUGUGGCGAGCUCGACAGCUUCAUGCCAGACUGUCGGCUCAAGGCAGACUAGGAUCAUUACCCGGAAUCGAAGCAGCGGCGAAUAACAACAAGGUUGGCAUAAAAGGACUAUCAGGUGGAUCUGGUGGUUCGUCGCCUCAGGUUGUUGGUGGAGGUGGGACAGCACCUCUUGCAAUAGAGGACAAAGGUGCUGCUGCCGUUUUUGAGGGGGAGCAUCAAGCGAUUUGUGUUGGAGCAGCAGCAGGUCAAUGUGAAACUGAAAAGGAAAACAAUGCAGAAGUUUUCGCCGAAGGCAAACACCAAGCAGCGUCCCCCAGCGGCGACAAACGGGCAGUUGCUCCAACAUCAAUAGGUGGAACUACUGCGCAUGCUGCAGCUGGAACCCAACUUCUUUCUAAAAACAUCCCCAAAAAUCUGAGCAGGACCAAGAUCUCCUUCAAACCAGGAGCUGGCCUCAAGAUCAACACUUCAUCAACAUCUUCUCCAAAGUCUCCCAAGACCACAGGUGCUGCAUCUAUACCUAGCCUAGGACAAGGGUCGCCGACGAAUGUUAAACCUCAGUUUCGUACGAACAGAAGUGGACAGCAGUUUUUUGCAACCGAAGACGACUGGGAAUUGCAUAAAACGGAUGAGGCGACUAAAUCAUCGCAGUUUGAACGAGGGGAGCAAUACGAUUGCGAUUGGGUCUUUCUGUGCUCACUCUUAGUGUGGGUGUGUUUCUUAUGGCUUGAGAAAGUUGCUUUCACUUUCAGUUGCGUAUGAUUUAAUUAUAUAUAGAAUCUCAGCACAGAUAGUCAUACUCAUCGUACGCCAAAAAUGCGAUAGCUAUCGUAUGCAUGUAAAUGUAUCGUUAUGCACUAGUAAUAGUGUGCGGUUUCAAUUCUUAAUCAAAAACGUAUCACAACAAGAUAUGUUUAACUUAUCUUUUCUAAUCCCCGACCUCACCCAGCUUUUCGUGGACAACAAAGAAAACUCUGGUCUACACAACACGUCUGCGAUCUUCGCGUCUCUUGGUAUUGGCAUGGCGCAUUUGAUGCACAUUGCACACGCUUUCAUGGACAAGGCCACUGGGGAGAGUAAGCAGUGUUGCGCCUGCUGCAGUUGCUGCGUGUUGUUUGGGCUAGUUUGCUGCGGAAUCUUUCUUCUGGCCAAUUUGGGCAACGUGGCGGCGAACACAAGUUGGAGUGACGCGCAGUGGGCAGCUUUGUCUUUGCAAGCGGGAACCUUUCUCUGUGUGGGAUUGACGUUUUACAGUCCGGAUCCCAGAGCGGAUGAGAAAUACAAUGAACGGAGAUGAAGAUAGUCAUAAUCUCUUCUCAAACAAGAAUCAUGUUGCUUUUCACGACACAGCUUACUUUCUGGUGCUGUCCGACCAACAUGACGAUGUCUACUCACUCCCUUCCAAUAUUUCCAGACUUCAAGUUCUUUUUGGUAGAAGAUGAAAUCGAAAUUGGUGGGACGAUUUGUAACCCGAAGGGAACAUCAGACACCAGCACUUCCACCUAUACCCACAUAAUAUCUCUUCAUGUUGCUUUUCACGACACAGCUUGCUUUCUGGUGCUGUCCGACCAACACUACGUGGGUGACACUGACGAUGUCUCACUCCCUUACAAUAUUUCCAGACUCAGAUGAUGAACUAUUUCCAGACUCAGAUGAAC
This is a messenger RNA of Amoebophrya sp. A25, 2635 nucleotides long. Lineage: Eukaryota; Dinophyceae; Syndiniales; Amoebophryaceae. The record is from the annotation of a GenBank genome assembly.